AUGGCGUAUUUAGGCGAGGCUGACCCGUUUGACUCCCUUUUGGAGGAUGGGAAGCCGCCGCAUCCGAUCCACACCGCCGCGCUGCCGUCGGAGGGCAAGGCAAAGGUGUUGGCGCACAACCCCUUUACCAGUAUGGGAGGCGGUAGAAGCAGUAACGUUAGCGUUAGUGGCAGCUCUAUCAGUGCGAUGGGGACACGACAGACGUUUGCCGCACCAUCGACAACGACGACGACGCAGCAGCAGCAGCAGAAGCAGUGCUCCACUGCAGCCUUAGCAACGAUGGGUACUCGAGGAUUCGGUGUCGAGCAUUCGCAGAGCGUUCCAGCCGCAUCACCGCAACCGAAACAGGAGCAGCAAGAAGAACAGCACCAGCAGCAACAAAUACGUGAUCCACUAGGCUUGACCCCGAAACAGAGGCCACUGCUGGUUUCACAAGGAACAGUGGAGCGUGCUGGGGCGGCGCCUGUGUCCCAGGGUACGCCGAGGCCAGCCGCGUCUUCUUCUGCAGGUGCCGUGACAGGCUUUUCCUGUCCCCGUGCCACCGCUACCGCCACGACGCGCCGAGGUCCUUCGGUGACUAGUAUAAGUUCAAACCCCUCAACUACAGACGCGAACCAUAGUAUUACCAGCACCAGGAGGUCGUCAUACUUCGGUCAUCUGCUAAAAAAGGAACCCCCCGAAUUCUUGAAGCCAUCGCCAGGCUCACAGGCGCGGCAACGCUCAUCCACUGGGAGAAACUGCUCGCACAGCCCACUCCAUGGAUUGCGCUCAACGCCCCACGCCAACGGCGGCUCGCAUAUUGGUUCGCACCCCCGCUCAGGCAGCACAGGCACGAACACUGACGAGCAGCAGCGGCAGCAAAAUCAGUGUUUCCCAGUGCCACACGCGGCGCCUCGGUCACCAACGCCGAAGGAACGAAGGUGCGAUGCGUCUAUUCUUUCCGUGACCUCGGCGCAUGCUGAGAAGCACAACAUCAAUCACGACGAUAUCAAUAUACAUGUCACCAACAACGCCCCCAUUCAUGUCCCCUCCGCAAGCCAUGCUGCACUGCCGCGGCUUCUCCAGACGCAGGCGCCACCGGUGUCUCUGUCUCACACUCGGGACGUUGGAGUGUCUGAAACACUGCUUCCUUCAGAAUCUUUUGCGGCGAAUGCCACAGAGACAUCCUGCCAGAGCAGCUUUGUGGAUGAGCGGCGACUUCCAAUACAGCACAGUGAGCUUGGGAAUGCGUUGACUUGUGGGGCAUCAAUGCCCCGCUUCGGUGCAACGAUGGAGCCGUUUGCGGAUUCAGAGUCCUUGGAGGCUUCCGCGUCGCUCUUGCCCGUGGAAGCUGACGAGCCAGCAGAGGUUUUAAAGGAUGUGAAAGAUGCAAGCUGGCCACCGCCGCCACGAAGGGGUACUCUUCUGCCAGAGGAGUUUCGCCGAGCUGAUAUUGGCCCCAGCCACGAAAAGUUCAUGCUUGGCGAGCAAAAACAACUAAUGCCACCACCACCGCCACCAUCCCAGCAGCACCAAAGCCAACAGCUACACCAUCCACUGCCUUCACCGGCAUUUGCGUCGCUGCCUAAGAGUAUGGAAGGAGUUACGAUGAGAUUGCCAUUGAGUGCGCCAUCUCCGUUGUCACGCACGGAGCUUCACACACCACGAAAUGGUGGUAUGAACUUGCAGCAGUACAGCUCUCUGCAGCGAGUCGUGCCAUUGACUCAGUUGGCAGAAGAUUCUCCGGCACCAUUCCCCCCGUCUCGUCAGGGAUCUCAGGAAGUCCACUUUGGGGGUGACGUGACAACUCCGAUGGCUACUGCAGAAUCGGUCAUGUCCAGCCCAAAUCCCACAGCGGACACACAGGCAGGAAAGGAGGCGGAAACGGAGGUCACCCCGAAUACUCCGGCGUUUGGUGAAGGGCCUGUCCCAGAGGGCAAGCCUGACGUGUCGCAAGAGGAACAAGUUAAGGAUAGGUUGUGUAAAGGCACAGCAGAGGCGCCGGCAUUUUUGGGUGCGGCGGACAACACAUUCUCAAUACCACCGUCACCACUACCGUCGCCGCGACCACCACUGCCAAGAGUGGCAACGGAUGAGCCGAAUGCCGAUUUCAAGGAAGAGACUGACGCUGUUCUCGGUGCUGGCACUGCGGUGCCGCAGCCGCCACAGUUGGCAUCGACAAAAGAGCAACCACAACAGCAGCAGAAACAGCAUACCACUAGAAUGCCUUGUUUCGCCUUGUUCACAUCCAGUGGUCACGUCGUCACGAUCUCCAACAUGCCUCGGCAAGACGCUUCCCCAAUCUUGAGGUCGUAUCACCUUGCAGACAUGCUCUCUGGGCGUUUUAAGAGCGUGACGUCUGCCAAAAGUGCUGAAGAACACGUGAAAACGUUGCAGGUUAUAAGUGCCUCUCCUCUUGUUUCUGGCAAUGAAAGUGACGUGUCACUAACGAGCCUUGAGGAUAUUGUGCGGCGACUCCCAGGCGUGUCUCCACUGUUGCAGGAGAUUUUGGCCUUUAUGAUGCGUGAUCCGCUGCCUGAGUGGCGUACUGAGGGACACAAGGCUCUUAUUAAGAUGGUAUCCGAGGCGGCCGAGGAAGUGCAAACCGCAUAUAAGGACUCCCACUACCCUCUGGGCUCAGAGCCGGCGCAGAAUUCUGCUAAGGGACUGUACAAAGUCCAACAGCUGUUGUGUACGGGAGAGCGCGAAAAAGCGGUGGAGACGGCACUGACGUACCGUCUCUAUUCGCACGCUAUCAUCAUAGCAAUGAUGUGCCCCAAGAAGGAACAUUACAUGAACGUUAUUCGUGCAGUGGUGCAACAGGAAUUGGAUCCCCUCUCUCCGUUGGCACACGCCUACUGUAUUUUCAACGAAAUGCCGCUUCCACCCUUUGCGCCGCCGCCUACGCUGCCUAGUGAUCCCCCAAAAAAGAACAACAGCUGCCCACUUCCGAUAUUGUGGCUUCAACAUGCAGCCAUCCUUUUGUCGAAUUUCACUAAGAAGAGCGCCGAGGGACUCAUCCAACUUGGUGACGCUUUAGCGAACGAAGGGAUGAUUGACGAAGCGCAUUGCUGCUUUUUGUUGGCGCACCUCAGCCCUAUGGGGACACCCCCACCAGGUCGCCCGCUCCAGCCACAACAGCAGCACGUUAUGGAUCUUAUUCGUGCGCGAUUGGGGAUUCUGGGUGGGCGCUACCACCCGCAGCGUUCCCGCAUCGCUUUUGUAUCGCCCAAGUCGACACAUCUGACAGAUGUCCUCCAUUGCAUUCGGUGCCACCUGGAGAGUCGUACGCACAUAUCAUUGGGGGAGGAGUGUAACAAACAGCCCGUGGUAAGCGGGCUGCCUGUGUGCCCAGAUAGAUACAGGGCGGCUUUCCGGUACAUGCAGCUGUUGUGGCUGCAAGAGGUGGGACUACAUGAGGAGGCGAUGCCUCUCAUUGCUGCACUUCGUCGGGUCGUGCCGCCGGCGUCAGCAACAGUUCCUCAGUUCACACUGAAUCGUCUCAUUGGAUACGGGUCCACUGCCCCCGUCACGUGCGAUGGAUUGAAGCAGAUCCCAUUGUCACACGUGGUGCAGCCGUCGCCGAGCCUAGCGGUGAAUCAGCGAACACCGCCGGUGCCGUCAUUAACAUCUGUAAUAGGGGCGUCACACGUACCGCCUGGCGACGACCGGACAACACACCCAACACACGUGCAGCCGUCAAAGCAGUCCAUGUGGACGCCGCAGACGGGUGCGCCACCGAUGCCCGGCCCACCGAAGAUGGGUGCGCCACCGAUGCCCGGCCCACCGAAGAUGGGUGCGCCACCGUUGCCCGGCCCACCGAAGCUUCCGCAGCGCGCAGUAAGUGAGGCAUCUUCUCUGAAGGGCCCCAAUCUUUCUCCACCACCUGGUCUGGCGCAGCCAAAGCAGCUGCCUGCCGUACCCAAUCCCGCGUUCCCUUCACCAAUGUCGAACAGUGAACAUGACAUCAAUGAUGCUACAAAAGCUGUGGAGGACAAGCAAGAGUCUUCUACAACUUCACACAAUUCGUCGUCGGGACAUCUGCACACGCGGGGCCGCGCAGCGGAAUCAAAACAGCAGCAACCGCAGCCAGCGCGUCGCUCUCGAUCACUGGAGGCCAUCACCAGUUUCCUGUUUCGUCGUGGCCGCAGCCAAGACACAAAGAAGGACGAAGCGAAGACGAUGAUCAUCGAUACCGAAAAACCCCCAAAGUUUGACCCCGUAACAGGUCGGUACCUAUUCGAGGAGACGGAAGAGGAGAAAAAGGCGGCGGAUUUAGUUAAGGCAGGGCCGCCAAAGCCAUCGUCCAUGGCGGCAAAGGGUCCCGCUGCAGCUGGCGUGUCGACGCCAUCGAUGCUGCGCCCGCCCGUUGGUGCCACUGGUGGACCGACGCUGGUGGGCGGCAAGAGUCUCCCACGGGCGCAGUACGUGGACAUGUUCAACAGCACCUGA
Trypanosoma grayi is the source of this 4431-nucleotide messenger RNA. RefSeq lists its product as hypothetical. The transcript has a single exon. The record is from RefSeq and is a predicted model, not a curated record. The coding region runs from base 1 to 4431 and encodes 1476 amino acids. Gene Ontology annotation, biological process: COPII vesicle coat assembly; autophagy; Golgi organization. Lineage: Eukaryota; Euglenozoa; Kinetoplastea; Trypanosomatida; Trypanosomatidae. Gene Ontology annotation, cellular component: endoplasmic reticulum exit site; ER to Golgi transport vesicle membrane.